Molecule: messenger RNA, 6291 nt
Organism: Dama dama (fallow deer)
Lineage: Eukaryota; Metazoa; Chordata; Mammalia; Artiodactyla; Cervidae
Gene: CLASP2
Product: cytoplasmic linker associated protein 2
Exons: 38
Coding region: 45-4634 (1529 amino acids)
Biological process (GO): mitotic spindle assembly
Cellular component (GO): mitotic spindle; microtubule organizing center; cytoplasmic microtubule
Molecular function (GO): microtubule binding
Source: RefSeq, a predicted model, not a curated record
GGCCCCUCACGAGCGGGCGGGCGUGCGGGCGGGCGGCCGCGGCCAUGGAGCCCCGCAGCAUGGAGUACUUCAGCGCCCAGGUGCAGCAGAAGGACGUCGGCGGCCGCCUGCAGGUCGGCCAGGAACUGCUGCUCUACCUCGGCGCGCCCGGCGCCAUCCCGGAUCUGGAGGAGGACCUGGCCCGUCUGAGCAAGACGGUCGACGCUCUCACCGGCUGGGUGGGCUCGAGCAACUACCGGGUGUCAUUAAUGGGAUUGGAAAUUUUAAGUGCCUUUGUGGACAGAUUAUCAACACGAUUUAAGUCCUAUGUAGCAAUGGUUAUUGUAGCUUUAGUAGACAGAAUGGGAGAUGCCAAAGACAAGGUUCGAGAUGAAGCUCAGACUCUGAUACUGAAGUUAAUGGAUCAAGUAGCACCACCUAUGUACAUUUGGGAACAGUUGGCUUCUGGUUUUAAGCACAAGAAUUUUCGAUCUCGAGAAGGCGUGUGUCUGUGUCUUAUUGAAACAUUAAACAUUUUUGGGGCUCAACCACUAGUCCUCAGCAAGUUGGUACCACAUUUGUGUAUCCUGUUUGGAGAUUCCAACAGUCAGGUUAGAGAUGCUGCAAUAUUGGCUAUGGUGGAGAUUUAUAGACAUGUGGGAGAGAAAGUGAGAGUGGACCUUUAUAAGAGAGGAAUUCCCCCUGCUAGAUUAGAAAUGAUACUUGCCAAAUUUGAUGAAGUGCAAAAUUCCGGCGGUAUGAUUUUGAGUGCCUGCAAAGAUAAAAGCUUUGAUGAUGAAGAAUCAGUGGAUGGAAAUAGGCCAUCAUCAGCUGCUUCGGCCUUCAAGGUUCCUGCACCUAAAACAUCCGGAAAUCCUGUCAACAGUGCAAGGAAGCCUGGUUCAGCAGGUGGCCCUAAGGUUGGAGGUGCUUCUAAGGAAGGAGGUGCCGGAGCAGUUGAUGAAGAUGAUUUUAUAAAAGCUUUUACAGAUGUCCCUUCUGUUCAGAUCUAUUCUAGUCGAGAACUUGAAGAAACAUUAAAUAAAAUCAGGGAAAUUUUGUCAGAUGACAAACAUGACUGGGAUCAGCGUGCCAAUGCACUAAAGAAAAUUCGAUCAUUGCUUGUUGCUGGAGCUGCACAAUAUGAUUGCUUUUUCCAGCAUUUACGCUUGUUGGAUGGAGCACUUAAACUUUCAGCUAAGGAUCUUAGAUCCCAAGUGGUUAGAGAAGCUUGCAUUACUGUAGCCCAUCUUUCGACAGUUUUGGGAAACAAGUUUGAUCAUGGCGCUGAAGCCAUUGUACCUACGCUUUUUAAUCUUGUCCCCAAUAGUGCAAAAGUCAUGGCGACUUCUGGAUGUGCAGCAAUCAGAUUCAUAAUUCGGCAUACUCAUGUACCCAGACUUAUACCUUUAAUAACAAGCAAUUGCACAUCGAAAUCAGUUCCUGUAAGGAGGCGUUCAUUUGAAUUUUUAGAUUUAUUGUUACAGGAGUGGCAGACUCACUCAUUGGAAAGGCAUGCAGCUGUCUUGGUUGAAACUAUUAAAAAGGGAAUUCAUGAUGCUGAUGCUGAGGCCAGAGUGGAGGCAAGAAAGACAUAUAUGGGCCUUAGAAACCACUUCCCUGGUGAAGCUGAAACACUGUAUAAUUCCCUCGAGCCGUCAUAUCAGAAGAGUCUUCAGACUUACUUAAAGAGUUCUGGCAGUGUAGCAUCUCUUCCACAAUCAGACAGAUCCUCAUCUAGCUCCCAAGAAAGCCUCAAUCGCCCUUUUUCUGCAAAAUGGUCUACAGCAAACCCAUCUGCUGUGGCUGGAAGAGUAUCAGCAAGCAGCAGCAAAGCCAGUUCUCUUCCUGGAAGCCUGCAGCGUUCACGAAGUGACAUCGAUGUGAAUGCUGCUGCCGGCGCCAAGGCACAUCACGCUGCUGGACAGGCUGUGCGAAGUGGGCGGCUAGGUGCAGGGGCCCUGAAUCCAGGUUCCUAUGCAUCACUAGGCCGGGUGAGAGCAAAGCUUUCAGCACCACUUGCUAGUAUGGGAAAUGCCAAGACAGAUUCCCGAGGAAGAAGUCGAACAAAGAUGGUGUCUCAGUCACAGCCUGGCAGCCGGUCUGGGUCCCCAGGAAGAGUUCUGACCACAACAGCCCUCUCCACGGUGAGCUCUGGUGUUCAGAGAGUCCUGGUUAACUCCGCCUCCGCGCAGAAGAGAAGCAAGAUACCCCGGAGCCAGGGCUGCAGCAGAGAGGCCAGUCCGUCCCGACUCUCAGUGGCCCGAAGCAGUCGGAUUCCUCGGCCAAGCGUGAGUCAAGGGUGCAGCCGGGAAGCCAGCCGGGAGAGCAGCAGGGAUACGAGUCCUGUGCGCUCUUUCCAGCCCCUUGCCUCCAGACACCACUCCAGAUCUACUGGUGCCCUCUACGCCCCCGAUGUGUAUGGGGUCUCAGGUCCGGGGUAUGGGAUCAGCCAAUCAAGCCGACUGUCAUCCUCGGUCAGUGCCAUGCGAGUCCUGAACACAGGUUCCGACGUGGAGGAGGCAGUGGCAGAUGCCUUGAAAAAACCUGCUCGAAGAAGAUACGAAUCAUAUGGGAUGCAUUCAGAUGAUGAUGCCAACAGUGAUGCAUCCAGUGCUUGUUCAGAACGCUCCUACAGCUCUCGGAAUGGUAGUAUUCCUACAUACAUGAGGCAGACAGAAGAUGUGGCAGAAGUCCUCAACAGAUGUGCUAGUUCCAACUGGUCAGAAAGGAAAGAAGGCCUCCUGGGUCUGCAAAACUUACUAAAAAAUCAGAGAACGCUAAGUCGAGUUGAACUGAAAAGAUUAUGUGAAAUUUUCACAAGAAUGUUUGCUGAUCCUCAUGGCAAGGUAUUCAGCAUGUUUUUGGAGACUCUAGUGGACUUCAUACAAGUCCACAAAGACGAUCUUCAGGAUUGGUUGUUUGUACUGCUGACGCAACUACUUAAAAAAAUGGGUGCUGAUUUGCUUGGGUCUGUUCAAGCAAAAGUUCAGAAAGCCCUGGAUGUUACAAGAGAAUCUUUUCCAAAUGAUCUUCAGUUCAAUAUUCUAAUGAGAUUUACAGUUGAUCAGACCCAAACACCAAGCUUGAAGACAGUCAAGCCAGCACUUCGGGACCAGCUUCACUCUUUUUGGAGCUCCAAGGUGAAGGUUGCUAUCCUCAAAUACAUAGAAACUCUGGCCAAACAGAUGGAUCCAGGAGAUUUUGUAAAUUCCAGUGAAACUCGCCUGGCAGUGUCUCGGGUCAUCACUUGGACAACAGAACCCAAAAGUUCUGAUGUUCGGAAGGCAGCGCAGUCAGUCCUGAUUUCCUUAUUUGAACUCAAUACCCCAGAGUUUACAAUGUUAUUAGGAGCUUUACCAAAAACUUUUCAGGAUGGUGCUACCAAACUUCUUCAUAAUCACCUUCGAAACACUGGCAAUGGAACACAGGGUUCCAUGGGAAGUCCUUUGACAAGACCAACACCACGGUCACCAGCCAACUGGUCCAGUCCUCUUACUUCUCCUACCAAUACAUCACAGAAUACUUUAUCUCCAAGUGCUUUUGAUUAUGACACAGAAAAUAUGAACUCUGAAGAUAUUUAUAGCUCUCUUAGAGGUGUCACUGAAGCAAUUCAGAAUUUCAGCUUCCGUAGUCAAGAAGAUAUGAAUGAACCAUUGAAAAGAGAUUCUAAAAAAGAUGAUGGCGAUUCAAUGUGUGGUGGUCCUGGGAUGUCUGACCCAAGAGCAGGAGGUGAUGCUACUGACUCAAGCCAAACAGCCCUUGAUAAUAAGGCUUCACUGCUCCACUCGAUGCCUGCGCACUCCUCUCCACGCUCCCGAGACUAUAAUCCGUAUAACUAUUCAGAUAGCAUCAGUCCCUUCAACAAGUCUGCCCUCAAGGAGGCCAUGUUUGAUGAUGAUGCUGACCAGUUUCCUGAUGAUCUUUCCCUAGACCAUUCUGACCUGGUUGCAGAGUUGUUGAAGGAGUUGUCUAACCAUAAUGAACGGGUAGAAGAAAGAAAAAUCGCCCUGUAUGAACUCAUGAAACUGACACAGGAAGAAUCUUUCAGUGUUUGGGAUGAACACUUCAAAACAAUAUUACUUUUAUUGCUUGAAACCCUUGGGGAUAAAGAGCCUACAAUCAGGGCUUUGGCAUUGAAAGUUUUAAGAGAAAUCCUAAGGCAUCAACCAGCAAGAUUUAAAAACUACGCAGAAUUGACUGUCAUGAAAACACUGGAAGCACAUAAAGACCCUCAUAAGGAGGUGGUGAGAUCUGCUGAGGAGGCCGCAUCAGUGUUGGCCACAUCUAUCAGCCCGGAACAGUGCAUCAAAGUGCUGUGUCCCAUCAUCCAGACUGCAGACUACCCCAUCAACCUGGCUGCCAUCAAAAUGCAAACAAAAGUGAUCGAGAGAGUGUCCAAGGAAACCCUUAACCUGCUUUUGCCAGAGAUCAUGCCAGGCCUAAUACAGGGUUACGAUAAUUCGGAGAGCAGUGUUCGGAAAGCUUGUGUCUUCUGCCUGGUGGCUGUUCAUGCAGUAAUUGGUGAUGAACUAAAACCACAUCUCAGUCAGCUCACUGGCAGUAAAAUGAAGCUACUGAAUCUUUACAUCAAACGUGCACAGACAGGUUCUGGAGGAGUUGACCCCACUACUGAUGUUUCCGGACAAAGUUAGUGAAGCUGACAGAAGUAAACCAGGUCUCUCAGAGAAAGGACAGACAGACCACCCUCAUCAGUGAAAGGAAAUUUUCAAAUACAGCUUUUGAAACUUACCAUUGUUUCCCAGUUUUAGUUUUUGUUUUGUUUUGUAUUUUCUGUAACAGAGGACUAUCCUAAGUCUGCAUGUAACUUUUACAAUAGUUAUUCCAAAUUCAAGAAGAAGCAGUAUUAACAUCAGUUGAUCAAUACAAAGUAAUUUUUAAUCUAAUUCAUCAUUUCACAUGUUUGUACUUCUUUGUCUUCCCAUUAACCUUUGCCAGUGUUACGACUGUAUAAAUUUUUUUUUUUUAAUGCUGGUUAAACAGGAAUGCUUAAAGCUUUAAAGUUUAACAGUCUAAAACAUUUUUUUUUUUGGCCUUUAUUCAAAUGCAGAAUAAUAUUUUUAUUGCUACUUUUGAGUUUUGUUCCGUAUCAUGUCCUAUGCUAGAAAUACUGAAAUGAUGUGAAACAAAGCAGGACUAAUUUGAACUCCAGCUGGACUCUGUUGGUGUAAUGGUGAUACAUGUCAUUAGUUGCAACUUCUUUGGGGUGAUCUGUAGUUUAAAACUAAGACCUCAAAGAAACGUUACAGAACCAGCCAGUUCUGUAAAGCUGGUAUCGUUCGUUGGUUGUUGACCUUGCCACAUUUAUUUAAAACCAUGUCCCCUCUCUGAUCCCUUAAGAAAGCUGCACCAAAUCAUCAGCCUGUGUUUUUCUUGUUACUUAUUCAAGUAGAAGGUUUCAUUGCAGGGUUUUUUGGUUUGUUUAUCUUGGUUGUGAAUGAUGCUUUUUUUAUUUAUUAAUAUCAAAUUCACUUAUGAAUAAACUUGAUAAUGGAAACAGACAAAAAGAAAGCAAGUGCAUGUGUGUCCUUGACCGUCUUCUGUUUCUCAUUUAAUGAAACAAACUUGCGACCAGCACCUUUUCUUUAUAUGGUGGAACCUGGUUUCCUUUUGCCAUGAAAUUGUCUUACUUGAAAACAUUGAUCCUGAUGGGAGAGAAGAUGGUGCCAAGGCUAUUAUUAUCUUCAUGUAAUGGGCUCAAAUUCUCUACCUCUUCAGGGCUAAUACUUUUAACUGAGCUGCUGCCUAUAUAGCAUCUUUUGGAAAACUACUAAAAGGGUGAUCUUCUGUUACUUUUUAACAAAUUUUCUAAUCACCUUUUGCUACACCUCUUAUUUUCAUGUGCAGCCAACUUUCAAAAAUUACUGGUUUUGGUGAAAGGCAGAUUAGAUCUUAUGGAACCAGGAUACUAAUGAUUUCUUACCUUGACUUUUUUUUUUAAAAUCUUAACAUAAAGUGAAUUUGACUGGAAAGGCAAAUGGCUAUUAGGGAAGCAAUUUGCUAUUGUUAACAGAGUUAUCUGUACUUUCUUUGUUUAAUUGAAAAAAAAUGUAGAAAUGUAUGUAAAGAAUUUAAGACAAGAGUACUGAAUGGAUGAUUUGUCAUAGGCUUUUACCUUCCUUUGUUUUUGUUCUAGCAGCAGGAAAAUAGUUUCUCUACAUCACCCCCCCCCCCUUACCUGUAACAAUUUUGUUUUCUAUUGUUAAUUACAUUGUGUAUUUAUAGUUUUAUGCUUACUGUUGUGCAUAUACUGGCAAUAAAACUGUACAUAACAUUACUUGAAAAAAUUAA